AUGGAGGAAACAAAGUUCUUCACCCUCUUCUUUCUUGGCACUUCUUUUUGUUUGAUAUCCUUGUUUCCAACAGUUUUGAAAGCAAAGGAUUCCAUAACUUCAACGCAUUCCAUCACUGAUAGCCAGACACUAGUUUCCUCUGGUGAAAAAUUUGAACUUGGUUUCUUCAGUCCUGGCAAUUCCAGUUUGAAAUAUCUGGGAAUAUGGUACAAGUAUAUCCCAAAGCUUACUGUUGUUUGGGUUGCAAACAGGGACAAUCCACUUGUGAAUUCUACUGGCACUUUAAAAUUCAGCAAUGACGGUAAGCUUAUCAUUCUCAGCCAUACAGGAGGUAUCAUAUGGGCUGCGAACUCAUCCAGAUCAGCAAGGAAACCAGUAGCUCAGCUUCUAGACUCUGGAAAUUUCGUCUUCAGAGAUCUUGAAGAUGAAAGCUCUGAGAGCUACAGAUGGGAGAGUUUUGAUCAUCCAACUGAUACAUUUAUUCCGGGAAUGAGACUUGGUUGGAACUUCAAAACUGGGUUGAACAGACAUUUAACCUCUUGGAAAAGACAUGAUGAUCCUUCUUCUGGAGAGUAUACGUAUAGUGUGGAUCCACGUGGCCUUCCUCAGCUUCUUCUUCUUAAAGGGAAAGAGAAGGUCUUCAGAAGUGGACCAUGGUUUGCACAACAACUCAAAGGUGACCCAGCUCUUAUGGAAAACCCAGUUUUCAAACCUGUUUUUAUUUUUGAUUCUGAUGAAGUGAUUUUCACGUAUGAAGUUAAGGACAGUGUCACUUCAAGAUUUGUACUUACUCAAUCUGGUAUGAUUCAGCACUUCUCGUGGAGUGAUCCUCAUUCCAGUUGGAUCCCAGAUUUUACAGUUCAAGGAGAUCGCUGUGAUGAUUACGCCAUUUGUGGUGCCAAUGGUAGUUGUGGCAUAAAAGAAUCCCCAAUUUGCAAGUGUUUGGAUGGAUUUGAGCCAAGACUACCUCAAGAUUGGCGGAAAUAUGAAUGGUCAGGUGGAUGUAUUAGGAAGGAUUCUCAAACUUGCAGAAAUGGAGAGGGAUUUAAGAAACUUACAGGAGUGAAACUACCAGAUUCUUCUGUGUUUCACACAAACUCAACCAUGAGUUUUGAGGAGUGUGAGGCAGAGUGCUUGAAGAACUGUUCUUGUGUAGCUUAUGCUAAACAAGAUAUUAAUACAACCGGCAAAGGAUGUGUUUGUUGGUUUGGCAGCUUAUUCGAUAUCAGAGAGGUUGCAGAUUAUGGACAAGAUCUCUACAUCAGAGUUCCAGCUUCAGAACUAGGUUCAAAUGCUCAUGUCCCGAAAAGAAAGAAACAUAUAAUAAUUAUUGUGGCUGUAUCAGUGGGUUCAGCAAUUGUUGUCUUGGUAUCAUGGCUCAUAAUUAAGAGAUGGAGAAGGGAAGGAGCUAUAGAGGCAGAAAUUCAACUGGUACUUAACAGAUCUAGAAGUGAACUCCCAUCAUUCAAGAUUGACAUUAUUGAAGCUGCAACAAAGAACUUCUCUGUCUGCAAUAAGAUCGGAGAAGGUGGAUUUGGUCCUGUAUACAAAGGUAAACUAGCAUCAGGACAAGAAAUAGCUGUGAAAAGGCUAUCUGAAAGUUCAGGACAAGGCUUGCAAGAGUUCAAGAAUGAGGUUAUUACAAUAUCCCAACUUCAACAUCGAAAUCUUGUCAAACUUCUAGGUUGCUGCAUUCAUAAAGAUGACAGAAUGUUGAUCUAUGAGUACAUGCCAAAUCAAAGCUUAGACUCCCUGCUAUUUGAUGAAACAAAACGCUCUACACUCACCUGGCAGCAGAGACUGGACAUUAUUGUCGGAGUAGCUAGAGGAAUCCUUUACCUGCACAGAGACUCAAGACUCAGAAUAAUUCAUAGAGAUUUGAAAGCCAGCAAUGUUCUUUUAGAUAGUGAAAUGAAUCCAAAAAUUUCUGACUUUGGAAUGGCAAGAAUGUUUGGCAGAGAUCAAACUGAAGCAAAAACCAAUAGAUUAGUUGGAACCUAUGGAUACAUGCCACCAGAGUAUGCAAUAGAUGGCCACUUCUCAUUCAAAUCUGAUGUCUUCAGCUUUGGUGUUUUGCUAUUAGAGCUGUUGAGCGGCAAGAAAAAUAAAGGAUUUUUCCAUCCAGAUCACAAGCUGAACCUCCUUGGCCAUGCAUGGAAGCUUUGGACUGAAGAGAAUGCAUUGGAGCUGAUGGAUACAAUACUUGAGAAUCAGUUUCCUGCAUCAGAAGCUCUGAGGUGUAUCCAAGUGGGACUUUCUUGCGUUCAACAGAACCCAGAAGAUCGACCAACAAUGUCACAAGUGCUUCUGAUGUUAGACAGUGACACUGUCUCGCUGCCCCAACCUGGACGACCAGGAAUGUAUUCAGAGAGAUAUUUCUCUGAAACAGAUUCAUCAUCACUUGCAGGAGUCAAUUCUUGUUCCAAUGACACAAGCAUCACCUUACUGGAGGGUCGUUAAGCUUUUGUCUCUGAAAAUGGCUUGUGAGACAAACGUGCAAUAGAAUCUGCUGCUUGAAAUAAAAUUAAGCUUAUGAUAACAAUCA
This is a messenger RNA of Prosopis cineraria, 2545 nucleotides long. RefSeq names its product G-type lectin S-receptor-like serine/threonine-protein kinase At4g27290. The transcript has 7 exons. Lineage: Eukaryota; Viridiplantae; Streptophyta; Magnoliopsida; Fabales; Fabaceae. Gene Ontology annotation, biological process: protein phosphorylation; recognition of pollen. The coding region runs from base 1 to 2460 and encodes 819 amino acids. Gene Ontology annotation, molecular function: ATP binding; protein serine/threonine kinase activity. The record is from RefSeq and is a predicted model, not a curated record.